AUGUUCUCUUCUUGUCUCGCUACCGCAGCUACCCUGGCUGCGGUGUCGGUGUCAACUGUUUUGGCUCGAGAGCCAGGACCUGCCAGCUUUGAUUCUGUACUCCAGGUGAGGGACGAGACCGUUCUGCCAGGUUGCGAUAAUGUUUGCGGUUCUCUUUCGCAAAAGUACCCGGAUCAGGUAUUGCUCAACAACGAAACGGUGUAUACGACAGCACGACAGGAACUCUGGUCGACUAUUCAAGGAGCAGUCUCACCCGCCUGCUUUUUUCGCCCUGGUAAUUCGGCCGAGGUUUCCGGUGCAGUCAUCGCUGCUCGAGACGCCAAAUGUCUAUUCGCUGUCAAAAGUGGUGGCCACAGCGCCUAUGCGGCCUCCACGAUCCAAGGAGGUCUCGUUAUUGAUCUAGUGAAUAUGGACGCGGUGUCCUUUAGCGAGGACAAGAAAUCGGCCACCAUCGAACCUGGUAAUACUUGGGACAAGGUAUACCCAGUGUUGCAAGAACAUGGUUUGAUUGUUCCCGGUGGUCGCAUGUUUGGUGUCGGCGUGGGCGGUCUCACCUUGGGCGGCGGAGUCUCCUGGCUAAGCAACCUUCUUGGAUGGACCUGCGACAAUGUUUUGGAGUACGAGUUGGUGUUGGCUGAUGGCCAGAUUGUCUCUGUCACUGCCACCUCACACCCCGACCUUUACUGGGCGUUACGAGGUGGUGGAAGCAACUAUGGCAUUGUCACAAAGUUGAAGUUCAAUGCCUAUGCCCAAGAUAAGAUCUGGUUUGGCAGGGUGCGUUUCAAUGAUACAACUAAUGCCACAUUUAACCAUGCCUAUGCAGACUGGGGAAGUCUCCAGGCCCCAACGGACCUGCGCAGUGGCGGCGUGCUCGUUUGGAACGCCUUUGCCAACAGUAAACCAGUCGGAGUCGCACUGCUUAUUCAUGCCAACACCUACGAAAAUGACACGCACCCGAAAGUUUUCGACAAGUUCUACAACGAGGAUGCGACGCGGUUUGAGGCUGCGAACACGUAUCACGGAGACUUGGCGAAGACCCUCGUCAUUCCUGCUGGCGCCACUCGUAACUCUAUGUGGACGACGUCGUUCACACUUGAUACGGAGCUUCUCCAGAGAGCCUAUGAGAUCUGGGAGGAGGAAACGAGGUCUAUUGCCUCCUUUGCAGCGGUCCAGCAGCUCCAAGUACAGGUCAUCACCGUGUCACAAAUGGAACUCAUGAAGCGAGCUGGCGGUAACCCGAGCGGUCUUGUUGGCCAAAAGAAAGCCAUCGGUUUCUUGAACCUGCUUACACAGUGGAAUGACGCGGCUGAUGAUCGAGCGGCCUACUUGGCGCAACAGCGAAUGGAAAGUCGGAUUGAUGCCGCAGCAAAGGAGAGGGGCCUGUACAACGAGUACAAGUAUACAAACUAUGCAAGCCAGUUUCAGGAUCCUUUCUCGGGCUAUGGAAAGGCCAACAAGAAGCGCUUGUUGGACAUUGCCAAGAAGUAUGAUCCUGAGGGAGUAUUUCAAAUUCUUGAGCCUUAUGGCUUCAAAAUCACCAAAGGAUCACCUCAAACUCUUUAA
Molecule: messenger RNA, 1563 nt
Organism: Colletotrichum truncatum
Lineage: Eukaryota; Fungi; Ascomycota; Sordariomycetes; Glomerellales; Glomerellaceae
Source: RefSeq, a predicted model, not a curated record